AUGGCUUACAGCAAAUUUUCCCCGUUUACUGUCACCAGCGGCGUUCGCCAAGGUUGCCCUAUUUCAUAUUUCCUCCUCGAUGUUGCCAUUAAAGAUGUCAUCCAACAAGCAUUGGAAGGUGUACAAAAUCGCGAUAUUGAACUUUCACAUGUGACAGUCGUAGACUUGGACUGCGCCGAUGAUAUUGCUUUGCUUGCGGACGAUCCACAAGCCGUUCAGAACGCUUUGAACAACCUAGUGAUGGAGGGGGGGGGGGGGGGGGGGGGGGGGGGGGGGGGGGGGGGGGGGGGGGGGGGGGGGGGGGGGGGGGGGGGGGGGGGGGGGGGGGGGGGGGGGGGGGGGGGGGGGGGGGGGGGGGGGGGGGGGGGGGGGGGGGGGGGGGGGGGGGGGGGGGGGGGGGGGGGGGGGGGGGGGGGGGGGGGGGGGGGGGGGGGGGGGGGGGGGGGGGGGGGGGGGGGGGGGGGGGGGGGGGGGGGGGGGGGGGGGGGGGGGGGGGGGGGGGGGGGGGGGGGGGGGGGGGGGGGGGGGGGGGGGGGGGGGGGGGGGGGGGGGGGGGGGGGGGGGGGGGGGGGGGGGGGGGGGGGGGGGGGGGGGGGGGGGGGGGGGGGGGGGGGGGGGGGGGGGGGGGGGGGGGGGGGGGGGGGGGGGGGGGGGGGGGGGGGGGGGGGGGGGGGGGGGGGGGGGGGGGGGGGGGGGGGGGGGGGGGGGGGGGGGGGGGGGGGGGGGGGGGGGGGGGGGGGGGGGGGGGGGGGGGGGGGGGGGGGGGGGGGGGGGGGGGGGGGGGGGGGGGGGGGGGGGGGGGGGGGGGGGGGGGGGGGGGGGGGGGGGGGGGGGGGGGGGGGGGGGGGGGGGGGGGGGGGGGGGGGGGGGGGGGGGGGGGGGGGGGGGGGGGGGGGGGGGGGGGGGGGGGGGGGGGGGGGGGGGGGGGGGGGGGGGGGGGGGGGGGGGGGGGGGGGGGGGGGGGGGGUGGGGGGGGGGGGGGGGGGGGGGGGGGGGGGGGGGGGGGGGGGGGGGGGGGGGGGGGGGGGGGGGGGGGGGGGGGGGGGGGGGGGGGGGGGGGGGGGGGGGGGGGGGGGGGGGGGGGGGGGGGGGGGGGGGGGGGGGGGGGGGGGGGGGGGGGGGGGGGGGGGGGGGGGGGGGGGGGGGGGGGGGGGGGGGGGGGGGGGGGGGGGGGGGGGGGGGGGGGGGGGGGGGGGGGGGGGGGGGGGGGGGGGGGGGGGGGGGGGGGGGGGGGGGGGGGGGGGGGGGGGGGGGUGGGGGGGGGGGGGGGGGGGGGGGGGGGGGGGGGGGGGGGGGGGGGGGGGGGGGGGGGGGGGGGGGGGGGGGGGGGGGGGGGGGGGGGGGGGGGGGGGGGGGGGGGGGGGGGGGGGGGGGGGGGGGGGGGGGGGGGGGGGGGGGGGGGGGGGGGGGGGGGGGGGGGGGGGGGGGGGGGGGGGUGGGGGGGGGGGGGGGGGGGGGGGGGGGGGGGGGGGGGGGGGGGGGGGGGGGGGGGGGGGGGGGGGGGGGGGGGGGGGGGGGGGGGGGGGGGGGGGGGGGGGGGGGGGGGGGGGGGGGGGGGGGGGGGGGGGGGGGGGGGUGGGGGGGGGGGGGGGGGGGGGGGGGGGGGGGGGGGGGGGGGGGGGGGGGGGGGGGGGGGGGGGGGGGGGGGGGGGGGGGGGGGGGGGGGGGGGGGGGGGGGGGGGGGGGGGGGGGGGGGGGGGGGGGGGGGGGGGGGGGGUGGGGGGGGGGGGGGGGGGGGGGGGGGGGGGGGGGGGGGGGGGGGGGGGGGGGGGGGGGGGGGGGGGGGGGGGGGGGGGGGGGGGGGGGGGGGGGGGGGGGGGGGGGGGGGGGGGGGGGGGGGGGGGGGGGGGGGGGGGGGGGGGGGGGGGGGGGGGGGGGGGGGGGGGGGGGGGGGGGGGGGGGGGGGGGGGGGGGGGGGGGGGGGGGGGGGGGGGGGGGGUGGGGGGGGGGGGGGGGGGGGGGGGGGGGGGGGGGGGGGGGGGGGGGGGGGGGGGGGGGGGGGGGGGGGGGGGGGGGGGGGGGGGGGGGGGGGGGGGGGGGGGGGGGGGGGGGGGGGGGGGGGGGGGGGGGGGGGGGGGGGGGGGGGGGGGGGGGGGGGGGGGGGGGGGGGGGGGGGGGGGGGGGGGGGGGGGGGGGGGGGGGGGGGGGGGGGGGGGGGGGGGGGGGGGGGGGGGGGGGGGGGGGGGGGGGGGGGGGGGGGGGGGGGGGGGGGGGGGGGGGGGGGGGGGGGGGGGGGGGGGGGGGGGGGGGGGGGGGGGGGGGGGGGGGGGGGGGGGGGGGGGGGGGGGGGGGGGGGGGGGGGGGGGGGGGGGGGGUGGGGGGGGGGGGGGGGGGGGGGGGGGGGGGGGGGGGGGGGGGGGGGGGGGGGGGGGGGGGGGGGGGGGGGGGGGGGGGGUGGGGGGGGGGGGGGGGGGGGGGGGGGGGGGGGGGGGGGGGGGGGGGGGGGGGGGGGGGGGGGGGGGGGGGGGGGGGGGGGGGGGGGGGGGGGGGGGGGGGGGGGGGGGGGGGGGGGGGGGGGGGGGGGGGGGUGGGGGGGGGGGGGGGGGGGGGGGGGGGGGGGGGGGGGGGGGGGGGGGGGGGGGGGGGGGGGGUGGGGGGGGGGGGGGGGGGGGGGGGGGGGGGGGGGGGGGGGGGGGGGGGGGGGGGGGGGGGGGGGGGGGGGGGGGGGGGGAGGUCAACUGGUCCAGGCGUGUCGAGGCCAGAUGA
Dicrocoelium dendriticum is the source of this 2706-nucleotide messenger RNA. The record is from the annotation of a GenBank genome assembly. Lineage: Eukaryota; Metazoa; Platyhelminthes; Trematoda; Plagiorchiida; Dicrocoeliidae.